AUGACAAGCAAGAACCUAAGCUCGAUAAUCGCCGCGGGAAGUGGCAUGAUUGAACCUCGCGAUCUAGCAAAUAGGAACCGUCUGAAGGACAAGAUCAUCGCAGUAAUGAGAAGUGCAGGAACCGCGGAAGUUCCGGGAGACAUGAUUACCAACAGCCGGUGGUUAUGGUCGACGGAUGACACGAGCGGUGCAGUUCUACCAAGCUACGGGAUCCCAGUUUCGAUGACGGAACUCGAGAAAAUGGUCAGCGAGAAAGUCCUGCAGGACUUAGACGACGUAGAGGACGAUGACAGCGGCUACUUAAAAUUCGUGACGAAUGGAGCGUACGUACUGGAAACCAGGAACUGGCUAGAAGUCAGGGAUCCAGGAAUAUCAUCCGAAGAAGCGAAGAAAGAAGCAGCCAAGAAAUCAUCGCACUUCUUCGAAAAGAUCAAGAACGCCAAGAAGAGCACCGCAGACAAGUUUCGAGAGGCGGCUCGCCUAGCGCGGGAAGCCAUGUUGGCUCUACUAAACGGGAGUGAAGGUGAGAUAAGAGUACUCCGGGAUGCUGUAGCGGAAGGAGGUCAAUUCUACUCACUUGAACACUUCACCAACACCGUCGUUCACAACGACAGCGCAGCAUGCUUGAAUACAGGAAGGAACAUGGUCACAACUAUGGAGUCCCUCCGCAAUAUGAUGGCUAUCAACAGCAGCAGGUUGAACUUCACCACGAUGACUAGAGCGUUCUUCACGGAGUUCAAAAAGAACCUCUGUAAGUCAGAGGGGACGGACAAGAUAUCAGGAAACAACGCCAUCGGCUCAAAGAAAACGUUGAGCGAGAAAGAAGCUGAGACCCAGAUCUUGUCAAGGAUUGCAACGUGCUGUGCGCUGAUCACGGUGGACGCUAGAACAAUCGAGAAAAUUGAAGACGAAUUCCACAAAAAAACGGGGAAGACGUCGACUCCAGUUGAAUUCUUCAAGAACGCCAAGAUCUACCAAGAAAUCGCAGCCGCGGAAAUCAGGAGAUGCCCGAAGCGAAUCGCAACGGUCAAGAAGAUAACUGAAGAAAGUGGUGAUCACGAUCAAAACGAGGAAUUGGUAGCGAAGAUCGGUGAUAAGUCAAAAGGGUCGAAAAGAGGCGGAGGCGGCGGCAGAGGUCGCGGCGGUGGUCGCGGAGGUCGAUAUUCCAACGGUCGAGAUGACAGCGAUCGCGCGAAGAAGCAGCCAAAGGACGGCAAUGAGGACAACAAGGACUCAGCCGGCUCCAAGAAAGAAAGCACUCCAUGUUGGCACUGCAAAGUAGCCAUCAGAAAAUGGAACGUGUACGAUCACAAGCCCUACGACUGCCCUUAUAGAAAGAAGGCGUUGAAGAUGAUAAGAACGAUGCACAAGAAAGAGGAACAAGUCGGACAAGUCCAUGAACAGCGCUCCAGCGAUUCGGCAUCAGAAAACGGAGGAGCUGGAAUGUGGCAGUUGAGUUGA
Messenger RNA from Oikopleura dioica, 1461 nucleotides. The record is from the annotation of a GenBank genome assembly. Lineage: Eukaryota; Metazoa; Chordata; Appendicularia; Copelata; Oikopleuridae.